GGAGGCGUCUCUCCCGCUCGCAGCAGCAGCAGCAGCAGCAGCAGCCUAGCCGUAGGAGCUCUCUUCCUCUCCCUCUCGCCUUGUGAUCCUCGCUUCUCGCGGGCAGCUCACCUUCCUCCUCCCGCCACUUCUCCCAAGAGCCAGCCAUGCACAUCGCGGCUCCUCUGCUCGCCUGGAUGCUCUGGACCGUCGGAAUGCCCUCGAAAGCUCGCUGCGGCCGCGCAGGAGACACCUUGUUGACUGAGAUGGAGAGGAAGGCUGCGGAUCGCUUCAGGGAAAUGCAGAAGAGCGUCCCUUUUCGGCUCCUCUAUAGUGCCACCGAAGGCAACGAAACUCCGCACGACCUGCUCGACACUCGCAUCGGCCGUGGCUCUGUUGGGAAGCAGUUAACUCAUAUUGCUCGAGCCAGCUUCCAGGUUGAUGCUUUUGGAUCUUCUUUCAUCCUGGAUAUAGAAUUAAAUCAUGAUCUACUGUCUUCAGAAUAUCUUGAGAGGCAUAUUGACCGCAAUGGGAAGACGGUGGAAGUUAAAGGAGGAGAACAUUGUUAUUAUCAAGGUCACAUCAGAGGGAAUCCAGAUUCAUUUGUUGCUCUGUCCACCUGCCAUGGACUUCAUGGAAUGUUCUAUGAUGGGAAUCACACAUAUCUUAUUGAGCCAGAAGAAAAUUGUACAUCUCAAGAGGAAUUCCAUUUACACUCUGUAUACAAAUCCAGAUUAUUUGAAUUUCCUUUGGAUUAUCUUCCAUCUGAAUUCUGGCACAUGAAUACUACAUCACAGAAAUUUGGUGUGAAAUCAAGAUAUAAAAGAAGAAAAAGGCAGGUCCAACUGAAUCUACCUAGAGUUGAAGAUGAAACAAAAUAUGUCGAGCUAAUGAUUGUAAACGAUCAUCUAAUGCUGAAAAAACAUCGAUUAUCAGUUGGUCACACAAACAGCUUUGCAAAAUCAGUAGUGAAUAUGGCAGAUUUAAUUUAUAAAGAACAACUGAACACCAGAAUAGUCUUGGUUGCCAUGGAAACCUGGGGUACUGAUAACAAGUUCACCAUAUCUGAAAAUCCACUGGUAACUCUACGUGAAUUUAUGAAAUAUAGGAGAGAUUUUAUCAAAGAGAAAAGUGAUGCAGUUCAUCUUUUUUCGGGAAGCCAGUUUCUCAGUAGCCGUAGCGGGGCAGCCUUUAUUGGCGGCAUUUGUUCACUGCUGAAAGGUGGUGGUGUAAAUGAAUUUGGAAAGCCAGAUUUAAUGGCUGUUACAUUGGCACAGUCAUUGGCACACAAUCUUGGGAUCUUCUCAGACAAAAGAAGGUUGCAAAGUGGUGAAUGUAAAUGUGAGGAUACAUGGUCCGGAUGUAUAAUGGGAGACACAGGUUAUUAUCUUCCAACUAAGUUCUCCAAAUGUGAUAUUGAGGAAUACCAUGAAUUUUUAAAUAAUGGUGGUGGAGCCUGCCUUUACAACAAGCCUUCCAAGCUCCUGGAUCCCCCAGAAUGUGGUAAUGGUUUUGUUGAAACUGGGGAAGAAUGUGAUUGUGGCGCUCAAUCGGAAUGUCAUGCUGAAGGUGAAGAUUGCUGCAGUUCCUGCACUCUAACUGCUAACUCUCAAUGCAGUAAUGGACUUUGUUGUAGAAAAUGUCAGUUUGAACUUAAAGGUGUGGUGUGCAGAGAAGCUGUAAAUGAUUGUGACAUUCCAGAGACAUGCAAAGGGGACUCUAGUCAGUGCUCUCCAAAUCUCUACAAAAUAGAUGGGUAUUCAUGUGAUAAUGAACAGGGCAUUUGUUUUGGAGGAAGAUGCAAAACAAGAGACAGACAGUGUAAAUACAUAUGGGGAGAUAAAGUGACAUCAGCUGAUAAAUAUUGCUAUGAAAGAUUAAAUAUAGAAGGAACAGAGAAAGGUAGCUGUGGCAGAGACAAAGAUACUUGGAUUCAGUGCAAGAAUGAAGAUGUUCUUUGUGGAUAUCUACUGUGUUCUAACAUUGCCUCUAAUAUUCCAAGACUUGGAGAGCUUGAUGGCGAAAUCACAUCUAUUUCUCUCCAAAAUUUGGGAAAAACUUUCAAUUGCAGUGGUGGUCAUGUGAAGUUGGAGGAAGAUGCAGACCUGGGUUAUGUAGAAGAUGGGACACCCUGUGGUUCUAGUAGAAUAUGCUGGGAUCACAGAUGUCUCUCAAUGGAUACUUUUAACUUCAGUUCCUGUCCCGGAAGUACAGAUGGCUUUAUUUGCUCAGGACACGGAGUUUGCAGUAAUGAAAUGCAGUGUGUCUGUGAGCAGUUAUGGACAGGUGUAGAUUGCAGCAAGCGUCUCAUGAAACCAAUUAUUGAUGGAAGCUUGCACAAUUCAGGUGUCACUAGCACAAAUAUUAUUAUUGGUGCUAUUGCUGGUACAAUUUUAGUGUUGGCUCUUAUUAUGGGAAUAACAGCAUGGGGUUACAGAAACUAUCGAAGACAGAGACAAAUUCCUCAGGGAGAUUAUGUUAAAAAGCCUGGUGAGGCCGACUCCUUUUAUAGCGACAUGCCACCUGGAGUCAGCACAAACUCUGCAUCUAGUUCUAAGAAGAGGUCAAACGGCUUAUCUCAUUCAUGGAGUGAAAGAAUCCAAGAUGCAAAGAAUCUUUCAGACAUCUGUCAAAAUGGGAGACCAAGGAGUAAUUCAUGGCAAG
Messenger RNA from Thamnophis sirtalis, 2643 nucleotides. The record is from RefSeq and is a predicted model, not a curated record. NCBI's taxonomy places the organism in Eukaryota, Metazoa, Chordata, Lepidosauria, Squamata, Natricidae.